Molecule: messenger RNA, 351 nt
Organism: Parathielavia appendiculata
Lineage: Eukaryota; Fungi; Ascomycota; Sordariomycetes; Sordariales; Chaetomiaceae
Product: Sm-like ribonucleoprotein
Exons: 8
Coding region: 1-351 (116 amino acids)
Biological process (GO): spliceosomal snRNP assembly; RNA splicing
Cellular component (GO): U1 snRNP; U4/U6 x U5 tri-snRNP complex; precatalytic spliceosome
Molecular function (GO): RNA binding
Source: RefSeq, a predicted model, not a curated record
AUGUCAGACGUUAACAUUCAGGCGCUUCUGCAGAAGCCACGUAACGAGUGCACGGAGUAUGAGAUUGCUCAGCUGGAACAAUGGGAGAUGAGCAACGGGCCUCUGUCGCUACUGCAGACGGCUGUGCGGAGUCACUCACAGGUGUUGAUUAGCAUUCGGUCGAAUCGCAAGCUGCUUGCGAGAGUCAAGGCUUUUGAUCGCCACUGCAACAUGAUCCUGGAGAACGUUAAAGAGAUGUGGACUGAGACACCCGUGCACAACGGGAAGAAGGGCCGUCCCGUGAACAAGGACAGGUUCAUUAGCAAGAUGUUCCUGCGAGGCGACAGCGUUAUCAUUGUGCUGCUGAGCUAG